Mercenaria mercenaria is the source of this 4462-nucleotide messenger RNA. RefSeq names its product trafficking protein particle complex subunit 4-like. Gene Ontology annotation, cellular component: TRAPP complex. Lineage: Eukaryota; Metazoa; Mollusca; Bivalvia; Venerida; Veneridae. The coding region runs from base 45 to 698 and encodes 217 amino acids. The transcript has 5 exons. The record is from RefSeq and is a predicted model, not a curated record. Gene Ontology annotation, biological process: endoplasmic reticulum to Golgi vesicle-mediated transport.
CCUUCUGAAGCCGUACUCUUCAGUCUCCGAGAAAUGUCAACAAAAUGACGAUUUUUAGUGUCUAUAUUAUUAACAAAGCUGGAGGCUUAAUUUAUCAAUAUGACCACAGUACACCACGUCCAGAAGUAGAAAAAACAUUUAGCUUUCCACUGGAGUUGACAUUAAAAGUUUUUGAUGAGAAGAUAGUUGUGGCAUUUGGUGAAAGAGAUGGUAUAAAAGUUGGCCAUACACUUCUUUCUGUAAAUGGAAUUCCAGCCGAGGGAAAAAAUCUCCAAGAUGGGCGUGAUAUACUAGAAGUUCUUUCUGCGGAUGAAAACUUUCCGAUCAAUAUAAAAUUUGGUAGACCCAAGUUAACAACCAAUGAGAGAAUUAUGUUAGCCAGCAUGUUUCAUUCACUAUUUGCAAUUGGUUCCCAGCUUUCUCCAGAGCAAAGGUCAUCUGGUAUAGAAACUUUGGAAACAGAUACAUUUAAACUCCAUUGUAUGCAGACUAUGACAGGAUUAAAGUUUAUUGUGAUAGCUGACCCACGUCAGGCAGCAGUAGACGUAUUGUUGAAAAAAUUGUACGAAGUGUAUGCAGACUUUGCCCUGAAGAAUCCAUUCUACUCAUUAGAUAUGCCAAUAAGGUGCGACUUGUUUGAUACUAAUCUUCAGUCGUCUAUAGAACAGGCAGAAAGACUGGGAAUCAGUAAUGUUUGAAUGGUGUAACUUUACAAGUACUAGUUAUAAUCCCUGACACAUCAUAAGAAAAGUGUGUAAAAGUCGUGAUUUUAGAGUUCAGUGGACUAAUUAUUUAUAAUUAAUACAUACUUUUGUUUGGAAAUUUAUUUUAUAUGAAGUUGUGGUUAUCUUUGAAAAUUGUAGCUUAACUGCAGAAGUGAAAGGUUAGAAAAAUAUGAGUGUUACUGAAGCAGAUGAGAGAUGAAACGAGCAUUGCAGGACAAAUUAAGAAAGAAAAUUAUGAAAAAAAAAGAAAUAGUUUAAGUUAAACUGUAAUGCACAUGUAAACAUUGCUUGAAUGUCAGUGCAGGUCAUUUGAGUAGAGCAUACAAUAUUAUUAUCCCCCGACGAAAGUCGGAGGGAUAUAGUUUUGGCGUUGUCUGUAUUUCCGUCCGUCUGUCCGGAGCCAUAUCUAGGAAAUGGUUGGGAAUAUUUAAUUAAAACUUCAUAUACAUGUUCACCACAAUGUGUUCUUGCGGCCCAUCAAGUUUCAGUCAGAUUGCCCAAGUAAUACCAGAGUUAUGGCCCUUAGAAGUUUCUAGUGUUAACUAUAUAGGGUACUAUAAAUGUGGCAAUUUCUGCAUCAUAACUUUUGAUAUAUUUGACCUAGAACUAUGAAACUUAAACAGAAUUUAGAUCACCAUAAUGUGGUUGUGUACACACAAUUUCAUUUGGAUUUAUUUGUAAAUUAAGAGUUAUUGCCCUUUAAUUGUAUAAAAAUCCACAUAUUUGUACAUAACAAACUUACCAAUUGGUAGAAUUUCAUUAAAUUUCUUUCAUUCUUUUCCAUGAACAUUUAUUGUAAACAUGUGAAGUUGUGUACCCACACCUGGUCACCCCCUUACCUUGAUCACACACCUCCCCCCUUAUCCCCUGACACUCCCCCCCCCCCCCCCCCUCCCCUCCACCCCCAAAAAAAGAAAAAAAAUUCAUUCCUUAUUUUAGAUUUUUUUCAAACAAACUUCAUAUACAUGUUCACCACUAUGAGGUUAUGGGGCCCAUCAAGUUUCAGACAGAUUGCCCAAGUAACACCAGAGUUAUGGCCCUUAGAAGUUUCUAGUGUUAACUAUAUAGGGUACUAUAGAUCUAUAGAUAUGCCAAUUUCUGCAUCAUACCUUUUGACAUAUUUGACCUAGAACUAUGAAACUUUAACAGAAUUUAGAGCACUAUAAUGUGGUUGUGCACAGACAAUUUUGUACAGAUUUCUUUUUGUAACUUCAGAGUUAUUGCCCUUUAAUUGUCUAAAAAUCCACAUAUUUGUACAUAACAAACUUACCAUUUGGCAGAAUUUCAUUAAAUUUCUUUCAUUCUUUUCUGUGAACAUUUAUUAUAAACAUGUGAAGUUGCACACCCACACCUGGCCCCGUGUUCACAAAACAUUUUUCGGUCUCAGCUGAGUUUGAGUUUGAAAUUUUAAUAUCAAUUUUACUAAAACUUCAAAGUUAAAUUCCAAUUGAGACUGACCAUCAUUACUGAAAAGUCGCUUGAAAAUCGUUAUUAACUUAAAAUUUAGUUUUAAUCACGCUAUUUAGAUAUAAAUGACAAAUAAAGUUUCAUUAUCAAACUCAGUUGAGAUUGAAAAUGUUUUGUGAACACGGGGCCUGGUCACCCACUUGCCUUGGUCACACCCCCUCCCCCUCCCAACCCCCCCUCCCAAAAUUCUUCUUUUUUUUUCAUUUCUUAUUUUAGAUUUUUUUCAAACCUUCCAAGUUGUGCCAUUCCCCCACCUCACUUCUCCAUCCAGUCAUGCCCACCACUGAUCAUGCAUCCUCUGCCCCCCCCCCCCCCACCCCCACCUCCAACUUCACCCUUUUACCUUUUUUUUUUUUUUUUUUCAUUUUUAAUUUUCAAUCAAUAUUUAUAAUCAACAUGUGAAAUGUUGUUUCCUCUCCCUUUCCCCUGCACCCCCACCCCCUAAAAAAAUAAAUAUAUACAUAUAUCUAUAUAUAGAUAUAUAUAUAUUUCCAUUCCUUUUUUUUUUUAAAUGUUCAAACCUUCAACAUGUUAAGUUGUGACUGCACAAACCUUGCCCUCAGCCAUGUUCAAGAUAUCUUACCAGUGUUCUCUUAAGGACAUCUGAUCUUUUAAGUUCAAAUGUACAUGUAAACAGCAACACCUGGUGCCAAACCACUCAAAGACAAUAUUUCAUUCCAGUUAAACUUCAAGCUCACAUUUCAAUUAACUGCAUUUAAUUUUAAAAGCUAAGCUUAUUACAGUAAGCAUAUCCUAUUCAAAAUAAAUUCUUUAGUCAGGAUCAAAGUAUCAUACAUUUAUUAUGUACUCUUUAAUUAAACAUUUGUUUUCUGUUAAAUUGAUUUUGACUAAUGAAAUUAUUUGCUUCUUAUUAACAUCCUUAACUUUUUGCCGGAUAUAUCUUUUUGCCAUUCCUCACCACAAACCCUUUCGGCGGGGGAUACCAAUUCAUCGAGUUUGCUUGUUUUACCUUCAGCCCCAAUAUGGGUAAUAGUUUAUGAAUUUAUUAUCAUUAUUGUGUAAAAAAUGGUUGAAUACAUGUAAUGUUUUGUACUUACACAUGAGUUCCAUUACUAGUGCAAGGCCAUCAAGGACAGUGAUUCAGGAGAAUUCUUUAUGCAUGAUAUAACUUCUUCAACUUGAAUAUAAUGUCUGUAAAUUUUAGUAUUCUGCUUGUAUGUUUGACCUGUAUUAUGGUGUAAAUUAAUGAAUAUGAAGUACACAAAAUGGUAUUACUUAAGAUGAAAAGAAACUAGGGUAUCGUAAGCAGUUCAGUUCUAGUGCUUUCAUAAGUGCAUCAGAGAGACAGACAGAAAUAUGAGGCAUAAACUUGAUGUUUGGGCCCUAUGCAAUUUUCCUGGUGCAGCACAGUGCAGCUGUGCCACUGUGUACUAUCUCACUACUUUGAAUGAAAAAAAAUAAUUGUAUUACAUUGAGUGAUAGUUUUGUUAUUGAAUCAUGCAUUGGGGACCAUAUAGGACUUUAAAUAUUAAUCACUUUAGGAGAAUCUUGCUGGAUUUUGAGCGGAUUUAAGCUACAGGAUGGCGAACCCGCAUGACUUGGAUACCAUACACACAGAAAAAAACCAUCUUGAAUCAAGUGACAUUUUGCCGAUAUUUUCCUUAUUAGUUGACGGAUUUUUAUAAAAUUCAGUGUGUCAGCAAAAUAAGUGCUUUCCUCUGCACAAAGCAUCUGCCAUUAGUUCUCAGACAGGUACUGAUUGCAGACGUUUUGUGAAGAGGAAAGCACACUUUUUCCUUUCUUCCAAGUUCUUUUAUCUUACGAAAAUCCGUCAAGUACCGUAAAAAGGAAAAUAUAGGCAAAAUUCUACCUGAAUUGGGACAUUUUCUCCAUGUGUGGGAUAUCCAAAAGUCUGGUAUGUAUGUUGGCCACCCUGAACUGUAUUACAUACAUUUGUAAAGCAUACUUAAUGUUGGUUAACCCUUAGCCUGCUAAAUUUCCUAAAUGGACUGGUCCAUCAUUAAAUUUGGGCAAUACCAUUUAUUAUUUGAAGGGGUGUUCACUGAAAAUUUACUGACUGAAUAGCGAACAGUGCAGACCAUGAUCAGACUGCACGGAUGUGCAGGCUGAUCUUGGUCUGCACUGGUCGCAAAGGCUAAAAUAUUUGCCGUCAGCAGGCUAAAGGUUAAGUAAAGGUGAGAAUAGUUGAAAGCUUGUAUCAUAUUAGCCCAAACUUCAGCAUAUAUCCACUACACUGUUAAUAUGUAUUUUGCAAAAAUGUGCAAUAUUUAAUAAAACAUUGAAAUAUG